AUGGACGGGCGCGAUGAGCAGCUGGCUAACGUCGAAGUUGCCGUGCUCUCUGUCAUUUUUUUCCUCGCUCUCGUGGGCAAUGGCUUGAUGCUAUGGGCUCUACCAAGACGUCCAGCGUUCGCAUACAUGAAACGCCUGUGCGUGGCAGACACAUUGGUCGCCAUCUUCAACAUCCUCCCUCAACUCGCCUGGGAUGUCACCUAUCGCUUCCGGGGUGGCAUGUUUCUCUGUAAGCUCAUCAAGUACCUGCAAGUCUCGGUCCUGUACCUGUCAUCUUACACGCUAGUGUCGUUGACGGUAGACCGUUGUCUGGCGCGCCCGUCGCUGGUCUUGGUCGGGAUGCCCUGGGUGCUCGCGGCAUUCUUUGCGAUACCGCAGAUGUUUGUGUUUGCUAUGCGUCAAGUGCGACCGAGUAUUUAUGACUGCUGGGCCUCGUUUGAAGGACCGUGGGCAGAAAGGUUGUACGUAGUGUGGUUUGUAGUGUCGGUGUUUUUGGGACCCGCUCUGGCGACGGUAGUCUGCUACGGUACGCUGUGGUAUCGGGUAUGGCGGGCCAGGUUGCCGCUGCUCAGCACUGUUCGAAUCACGCUUGUCCUGAUCGUCUGCUUCGUCGUCUGCUGGAUACCUUUCUCUGUAACGCAGCUUUUGGUGACAUUCUCCAAUGAUGCGCACGAAGCCUCACAGGGCCCUCUGGUGACCAUCUUCCUCCUCCUGGCCAGCCUCAACAGCUGUACCAAUCCGUGGGUGUAUCUGGUCCUCAGUCCAGCAUUACGUAACCGGCUACGUCACCUCUGCCGGGUUGACCGAAACCAUGAACCCGAAGACAGCGACGAAGCCUCGGACGUGACUGCUACCGUCGCACAACAGACGUCGGAAGCCUUGUGAUUGCAACGAUUGCUCAAUAAAUACGACACAUUUCA
Molecule: messenger RNA, 920 nt
Organism: Ornithodoros turicata
Lineage: Eukaryota; Metazoa; Arthropoda; Arachnida; Ixodida; Argasidae
Product: annetocin receptor-like
Exons: 2
Coding region: 1-885 (294 amino acids)
Biological process (GO): G protein-coupled receptor signaling pathway; cellular response to hormone stimulus
Cellular component (GO): plasma membrane
Molecular function (GO): vasopressin receptor activity; peptide binding
Source: RefSeq, a predicted model, not a curated record